This is a messenger RNA of Castor canadensis (American beaver), 653 nucleotides long. Lineage: Eukaryota; Metazoa; Chordata; Mammalia; Rodentia; Castoridae. The record is from RefSeq and is a predicted model, not a curated record.
UCCCAGACUUCUGGCAAAGAUUUUCUUUUUCUUGGGAGUUUUAGUUGCUGUGCUGCCAACGUCGUGUUCCACCAUCAUCCUGUUCCAGAAUUCAUACCUUGGCUGCCUUGAGGGCAGGGCCAGGAAAGAACCAAGGAAAACAACAAGGUUUGCCUCUACACUGUCUGGCUGGAAUGAUCUCUUUUUGCCACCUUUUAAACAGGAUGAUAGUUUGGGAGAACGAUGCCUACCGUACAACUCUAUGACUGGGACUUUCCUGAGUCAAACCUGGGAGUAUAAAGAGGAAAUAAAAAUGAGCAACUCCAGUGCACACAGGUCCAGGUCAAGACCUCGUCCACGUUCCCUUAGUCGAAGCAGUGAAAGGUCCAGUCACAGAAGAACCCGAAGUCGAUCUCGGGACAGAGAGCGGCGUAAAGGCAGAGAUAAAGAGAAAAGAGAAAAGGAGAAGGACAAAGUCAAGGACAAAGAAUUGCACAACAUCAAGCGUGGGUAAGUUGAAGCAGAUCUUAUGCAGUGAUGACUGAUUCCAUGGCAAUAUUCAAACUAUAGCUAUCUAUGUAGAUAGAUAGAUAUAUAGAUACAUCUGGGGUAUAGAUACACCCCAGAUGGUACUGGGGUUUGAAUUCAAGGCUUUGUGCUUGCUAGGCAGGUAA